UAUUGGUCCAUAUGAAAGCGAAUUUCGUUGUGUGAUGACCUAAGGAAUUUAGUGUUUUUCUCUUCUCGAUUCUGAAACAUUGCCCUACUAAUAAGGCGCGUAUAUUAAUCUCGUAAAUGGUCGUUACACGUUUUAAAGAUUUUCCCCAUGUACGUCCUUUGGUAACUACAGCAGUCGUUUUAUGGAUUUGCGUAAUUAUCUAUUUGAGUUCCAGUUUCUUCAAUUUGGAAAGUAGUGAUCAGCAAAGUUUAGCUUGUCAAAAUUUACUGGAUGUAAUUACUGGUUUAAAAUCGCAAGUCGAUAUCGGGUCGGCAAAUUUAAGAAUAUUUCUUACGUCGUACAAUGCUAAAAACAAAAAAGAAAAUACUAUUGUAAAAAGAGUUGGGAUACAUGGUAUGUCAUAUGAAAUCUUACGUCGUCGUGCUUUGCAGUAUGCUCGUGAAGUCAAGUAUAGUCUUGUUCAACUUGAUAAUGUGGGUGUGAAAAUAAAAACUAUUGAAAACUACUCUUUAAUCAAACCGUUAGAAGAAGUGCAAGUCUCACUGGAGCGAUUAAAAAGUCAGUUACAAGAUAUUUCAUUACACUUGCACGUUGAUAUUGAUGGAAUUGGACGAGUUGACGGUGUGUUGGAAUCACGAAUGAAUUAUCUGGAAUAUUUAUCAAAUGAACUUCAAAGUGAAUUAUUCCAAUUGCAGAAUCCCUCAAGUUGUACAAAAGCUAAAUAUGUGGUUGCCUCGUUAAAUAAACCUUGUGCAUUCGGUUGUAAUGCCCAUCAUUUAAUGCAUUGUUUUCAAAUGGCCUAUGCAACUGGGCGUACAUUAAUCUUGAAUCCUACUGAUGGGGAGGAAUACACACACUGGUGGAUAAAAAACUUUUUGCCAUUAUCUCAGAAAUGCAGUAUAAAUGACAUUCAGUCAAAUAUCCAUUCUGAUUUUUUUGAUGGGAAGGCGUUUAAUACCUAUCAAGCAAUUACGUGUCCGCACAUAGAAACAAUAAGCUCUUCAUUUGAUUGGAUCCCUCAAGCUGUUCCCAGUCAUUUGAGCAAAUUACUUGCGCGUUUACAUGGUGCCCCAUUUGUGUGGUUCAUUGGUCAGUUGGGUAAAUUUUUAAUGCGUCCAUCGUUUAACUUCUCUGAAGAAUUUAAAAUAUUCGACGAUCAACAUGAGAAUCCAGUUGUUGGUAUUCAUGUCCGACGUACGGAUAAAAUAAAUACUGAAGCGAGUUUUCAUAGUUUAGAAGAAUAUAUGACUGAAGUUGAGAGCCAUUUUCAAUUCAUAGAUGCCAAACGUCAAAUGAUGUCUAGAACUGAAGAGUGGAGAAAUGACAUCAAAUCGCCGUUUCGUCAUAAUGUAUAUCACCAAUUAAAACCAGUACAACGACGUGUGUAUAUAGCUACAGACGACCCUAGUGUAUUUAAUGAAACUAAAUUAAAGUAUCCCAACUAUAUAUUUUAUGGUAAUCGCGGACGUGCUAAUUCAGCUUCUGUCUUCAGACGAAAAAAUGAAGAUUCUAUUAUGGGUGUGGUAACUGACGUGUUCGCUUUAUCAAGAACGAAUUAUUUAGUUUGCACUUUUUCUUCACAGGUUUGUCGAUUAGCUUACGAAUUGAUGCAGUCUAAUCAUUUAGAAUUAGGUGAUGCAAGUCAACAAUUUCGUUCAUUGGAUGAUAUAUAUUACUUCGGUGGACAACAAGCCUCACCAUAUGAAGUAUUAAUAUCAAGCAAAGAACAUGGUUUAUCUCCUGGUGAUUUAGUCCACUUCCAUGGUAAUCAUUGGAAUGGUUACGCAAAGGUUGAAAAAUUGAAUACUAAUCGUAAAGUAAUGGCACCAGCAUUUAAAUUCUCUCCAAGAUUAAUAACUGCUCCUAUGAUCGGUGCACAUGGAAAUCGGUCUGAAUUUAUUAUUGAUUAUAAAUAAUUGUAUUUUUCUAAAUAGGAAGAUUAUUUCGUUCAUGUUUUUCUUCUUUCCUUUGUACCACUAACUUACUGAUUUAUGGUUUUAUAUUUGAAAGACAUCGAACCUCAUUUUUUUAUUGUAGAGUCAAUGCUCUCAGCUAAAGACUUUACAGAUCAAGUUGAAGUUGAUCUACAUAUAUAUGGCAAGUAUUGUGGAGCGUAUGCUUUUCUGACUUCAUUGUAUACACGCAAAUGUUUAUACACAUAUCCUGUGGUCUUGAUGUGAUAUAUAUUGACUGCACAAUUGUAUGAUUGGUGUUUGUUUGUUGUUUUUUUUGUGUAUCGUUUAUUCCAUGUGUUGUAGUGUAGUGUAGUGUGGUGUGUAAUUUGUAAAAUAUGACAUAUCGAAUGAAUGAGUUAUUGUUUGUUGCUUUAGAUAGUGAUGUGGAGUACCAACAACAGAUAGCCUUUUAUCUUUAGAAAGAAGCUUGAAUUUCAAAUAUCACCAAGUUCCACUGGUGGGAUCCAAACAGUAAUUAUUUGACAUUAUAAACGAAAAACAUGUAUUUGUAAAAUGUCAGCGAAUGAAUUUGAAGUAAUAGAUCAAACGUUUCUCCUGGCAAUCUGGUCCAAUCCUUUCAAGGAGAUAUAAUCAAGCAUCAAAUCUAUCAAAUAGAAAUAGAAAUAAGUACAUAGUUCUCUGGUUAACUGUAUGCUAAAUAAGUCAUCCAAUCAACCUUAACAAUGUUUAUUUUAAUGUGCAAAAGACAUUUGGUGUGAAGUGAAAAGUGUGUUAACCUAACAGAUUGUGUGUAUUCGUACGUGGUAUGAGAAGAGAUCUCAUUCACUAUAUAUUAUUGCCUGUGAUCGGUGAGUUUUUAAGAAACACAUAAAUAUGAUAUAAAUCAAAAAUAUGUCACAACAUGCAUAAAAUGAAAAUAAAUAAACAAAAUAAAAAAUAAAGGACAAACAGAUGACCAUCAGGACUCAAUAACUAAGUGGAUAACGUGAUGGCUUUUGAAGCGAACGGUACUGGGUUCGAGUUCUAUAGUGAACAUCAACUCUAGCUGACAAGUCCCAAAUAAGAUGGAAGAUGCGUCCUAGAUUCCACUAUCCAUCUUUGCUUAGAGUUAAGACAAUCCGCACAUGUGCCAGUAAGAGACUGAUGAAUUGCUGUCCUAAACAACAAUGGGAAGAUACAAGCAAACAACAUCAAGUGAAUUUGAAGGAAUAAAUGUUUGUGUCAUUUUUAUUUUUCUAGUUAAUUGUUUAAUAUAAGACAACUGACUAGAACAGUUUGUAUUUGUUGUUAUUCAGAAAAUGAAUGGUGUAUUAAAUGAAAUAGGGCGUUCAGGUUUACUUAUCAGUUAUUAUUUUCCAUGGAAUAGCCAAUUGUAUUCCAUCUCUCCUAUUAGUACUAUUUGGAUUUGCCCAUAUAUGUAGGGCUUCGACUAUUAGUCUUUCUUUGUAAGAAUUAAAACCUUUUCGAAGGAUUGUGUCAUUGAAAUCAACUGUAUGAC
Molecule: messenger RNA, 3414 nt
Organism: Schistosoma bovis
Lineage: Eukaryota; Metazoa; Platyhelminthes; Trematoda; Strigeidida; Schistosomatidae
Source: the annotation of a GenBank genome assembly